Molecule: messenger RNA, 1124 nt
Organism: Nilaparvata lugens (brown planthopper)
Lineage: Eukaryota; Metazoa; Arthropoda; Insecta; Hemiptera; Delphacidae
Product: leucine-rich repeat-containing protein 51
Exons: 4
Coding region: 431-1045 (204 amino acids)
Molecular function (GO): protein binding
Source: RefSeq, a predicted model, not a curated record
AUCAAAUAUCUGUCAGAGAAGAGAGUGAGGAGCUGAAAUGCAUUUCGGACAGAGUGGAGGAGGAAAGCGAUUAAGGGCAAGACAUGUUGUCGUCUUCAAAGUACAGUUCCAAACAAAUUUCCUACUACUCGCAUAAACCAUAAAUAUUGUUAACCCAGUUGGAAAGUUUAUUGUCUUCUGGCAGGGAAGAAACGACAUUAUAUCUAAUAAGACAUCUAUUUAAGUGGUAUCCAUAGAAACAGUCCAUUCUGAUUAUCUCUGCUCCUAUCAGUAUUAUGAUUUGUAGACAGCAGACAAUGCCAGUCUUCCUCUAUCUCUAUAUUCCACCGGUGACAUUCAUGAUCCAGCAUUUUGGGUGGAUGUAGCCUAAGCCUAUUGUUCUCAGUUAUUUCUUUCUCAGUUGAUCAUGACAAAAUAGAUCAAACUAAUAAUGGCAAAAACUCCUGAAGGCAAACAUACCGGUCAUCAUGAAUUGAAGCAGAUCCCACCUCUAGACUAUUCUUUCAAGAAAUUGGAAUUGUUAACAGAAGAUAUUUUGAGAGAAAAGCCAAGAGGGUCAAGAACCAAAUAUAUUCCACGCAGGGGAUCAAACGAGAGGUUUGUCACAGCUUCAAUUUGGCUCAAUAAUAACAGAAUUGUCUCAGUUGAUGGACUACAUAAGUUGAUAAAUGCAUUAUUGGAGUAUCCUUCCAGAUUAACCUGGCUUGAUUUAUCCUUUAACAGAAUAGAAUUUCUUAGUAAGGAUUUGAAAAAGUUUCCUUCUCUCAGAAUACUUUACCUCCAUGGUAAUAGGAUAAAAGACAUAAAAAUGGUGGCAUUCAUGCUGGGUGUGAUAUCCACUCUGAGAACUCUAACGCUGCAUGGCAAUCCUAUCGAUGCAACUCCAUACUACAGAAACUAUAUUUUGAAAACAAUUCCACAACUUAUGAGUCUGGACUUUGUAAUGAUAACGAUGAGUGAGAGAUUGGCACCUGCCCCACCACAUAAUCUCAUUAAUGAGAGAGUCGAAAAAAUGCUCAAUGAAAAAUCAAGAGAAGUCUAUUAAACUGACUAAUUGGACAAAAAUUAUUGAUCAAUAUUUUACUGUAAGUUGGAAAUAAAAUUUAAGACUGUUCAAAAAAUUA